UCAGAUGAACAAGCUCCAGAACGCCGAUGUUUAAAUUUAGUUUUGAAAAGUUAAACAUUCCCGAAAUCGAAAAUUGUAAAGUCUCUCCGACGUCUGAUCCCCGUACACAAAAAUGGUAAAGCGAUACAAAACGUCUCGCUCGAGAACGGCCAGUGAUGCCGGUAGCGGAAGUGCCAGAUCCAAGGAAUCCGAUCAGGUCUAUUGCGUACUGCUCCAUGUAGUCGAAGCAAUCAACUUCCAAAGUCAUGAUGCCGUCGAUCGCGAGCAUAUAGUGAUGAACGCUGCCCUUAACACUGUGGACUUUGAGGUUGAGGGAACCCAGUCGGCCGAAACUAUCAUUUUCAACAGCAACUGUAUUUGGGAGUGCGACCUGGCCGGAAUCAAGCGCAUUAAAACGGAUCACCGUCCUGUCAAAAUGACUUUCUAUGCCUGUCGUGGUGGCGGUGCGGAACGGAAAACCGUCGGCACCCUCCUCUUGCCCAUUCGAGGAAUUCCGGUGCUCAACACUGCUGACAACAAGAACAGUCCCCAUCUAAAGAUGCUCUGGCACAAGCUCAUUUGUAUCAGCAGCGAGUUCCGCUCUCUUAAGCCGGAAGUUCUUCUCAUGCUCGCUAUUAUCAAGAAAUCCAUCUUGCACACCAAAGACUUUGACCACAUUAUGCAGUUCACUGAAGAAAAAUCACCACCCACGCCACCAAUGCAGUCGCCCGGUCACUCGAUAACUGCCAGCAUGCUGCAGUCGCAGGCCAACGUCUAUGUACAGUCGUUGGUGCAACUGGGCCUGCUGCAGGUGGGCAAUGAUCCGUUGGUCGACUGCGACAUCAUCGAAGUGGUGCUGCAGCUGAAGCAGCUAAAGAAUGUGAUCGGAUUAAUUAAGUCACUUAGCCAGAGUAAGACCCCCGGCUCCGUGAUCCUUGUGUUUGACUUUGUAGGAAAUGUAACCAACAUCGAGUUAAAGCUGAACGAAUCUGACUCCUACCCACUUAACGAUGUGCUAGGGCUGCGAUUCAAGACAUCCUUACGCAGCAUGCGGCUAUACUUCCAGCGCAUAUUCUAUCUGCCCAUCAACAUGUAUAUGAACGGAACCGCGAUAGCCAACUACCGCAUGAACUUCACCGAUCUUCUGCCUCCGGACAACUACUUCUCGGACAAUAGAAAGUAUACCCAAGACGGCUUCUUUGUCUUUAAUCGAUUUGGCAGAGUGGAUAGCGGUAGGGGGUCCAAACCGCCUAUGAUGGAGUAUAAUUUUAGUGUGGACCUAAAGACAAUAUAUUCACGUCAAGGUCAGGAGGAGCCUAAUCAAACGGUUUCAGGCGAGGUUGUCAGGGAGUUGCCUAAAGAAAGUAAUGAUGUUACUUUGACGUCUCAAAACACAGCUUCUUCAGAGAGUCUUAAUGUGGGUGCGGAGAUAUCAGUCUCAGAAGAAACCCACGAACCUUCGCCCUUUGAGCUUAAACAGGACUCCGAUGGUCCAGCGGAUCUACAAAAGGCAAAGAUAAGGCGCAAGAAGUCCGCUCAAUUGAGUAGAGUCGAGCCGAUCCUGGACAGUGACGAUGAACAGUAUCAGAAAAAAAAGUUCUUAGCUUCAGUUGGUCGAGAGAUUCUCAAUUUAAAUCAAAAGGAAAAGGCAGCUCUUUCAAAGCCUGAUGAAAUUAACAUUCUGUCAGAGGAAUCUGACAUGGAAAACGAUGAUCGAUAUGCUAUAAGGAAGCCUGCUGCAAAGGAAUCAUCAAAACCAAAACUUAUUACACCUUUACCAAACAAAUCCAAAAUUAAAGCCAAGGAAUCUGAAAAGUUUCUUAGAGAAUCUUCCUAUUUACCAAGUCCGCCAGUGGAGAUAAACGAUUCGAAGAACUUUGAAGAAAUGAACUCCCUAGACUUGUUUGAGUUGGAAGAAAAGAAACUAGCAAUGGAAGCCGAACUGGAGUUUCUCCGUAGGCAAAUGAAGGAAGGUCAAAUUGAAUCAUCACAGGCGUCGGCGGAGUGCCAAAAAAGAAAAACCAAAAUCGUUAAUAUUGAAGUUCAAAAUAAUGAAAGCCACCUAAAAUUAAAUGAGGUCAUAACAAAAUCGCCAAGUAAAAAAUCCUACGAUGAUAAAUUAAGCAAAGAAAAAUUAAAAACAAGUUCAAAAACGGAAGUUCUGUUAACAAAGGAAAGUCUUUCUAAAUUGAGAGACAAACUGUCUUCUAAAAAACAUUCGGAAAGUAAAGAUUUAGUAGAGACUAGCUAUGAACAGAGUGACGAAGACUUAAACUACAGUCUUGUUCUUCCUGAAAAACGAAAUUCAUCUAAGGAAAAAAUAAUCAAAAAACCGAGAAUCAAGACUGUAAAAGAGGAUACGGACUUGGAAACUGAUAUAAGUUUACCUAGAAGCCGAAGUAGAUUAAAAACCAAAUCAAAGCUACAGAUUUCCGAGGAACUUGAAGACCUUGAAGAUACUUCCACCAGUACUAAGGAAACCAGAAAACUUAAAACAUCCAAGGGUGACCUUAACCUUCGGGCCCGCUGGGUAGAGGUCAACAAGGUGCAGGCGAAAGCUUUGGGUGAAACCGAAAAGUUUCUAAAGGAAACCUGUCCCGCCGAGCUAGAUGAGAUUCUUUUCGAGGAUCAGAUGGAACUCAGUCUGAGCAAACCUCUUAAAUCGAAAAAGAAAAUUGUAAAAACCAAGCAACCCACGGCCAAAAGCGUUGAUUAUGAAAGCUCAUAUAAGGAAGAAAUUACUUUCUGUAAGUCUAAAAAGGAUCUCCUGACUGGGCUAGUCGAGAAUCCAGUGCACCAGGUGGAAAUUGGGAGCUCUGAGGAAUACAUCUCCGUAUCGGAAGGUAAUUCUAUAGCAGCUGAAAUCAUGUAUUCCGAAACAGAACAUCGAGAUGUUCGAUUCAGGCUGGCUCAUCCUAAAAAAGAUCAUGCAAAGAAGUUAAAAAUUUCUUCAGGUGGGGAUCAGGCAACCGAGAUGGAUUCCUGGGCAUCUGAAGAAUAUGCUGAGGGCAGCUUGAGAUCCACUACCCAACUUAAAGAAGAUCGCGCAAAUAAGAAGAUCAGCAUUACUGUAGAUGAAGAUCAGGAUGAUUUCAAAAUGAGCGAACGGAUCCGUUCUGGAACCGAACGAUCUGAAAUACUUCGUGUAAAAAAGAAGAAAGCUACAUCAAGUGAUCAGCAAUUAGUUCAGAUAGAAUUUACCAGCUCCGAAGAACUUAUGUCGGUGUCGGAGGCUAAUGUUCAAACAGCUGAACUCAUAAAUCCAAAUAUUGAACACCGAGAUGCACGAAUCCUGAAAAAGAAAGUUAAGAAGAUUUUGGUAAAAGAAGAUCCUGCGGUCCGAAAUAAUGAAAGCUUGGAAGAGGAACCAGUUAGGCCUAUCAAAAAGAAGAUAAUCAGAAAAAAGUCAUCAGUUAUAUCAGACAACAUUGUACCUAAUGAAAAUAUAAAUCUACCUGAAGAUGAGGUGCACACUAAGGUUAGAAAAAUUGUUAAAAAGAAGACGAAGCCCGUGACUAGCAACUCAUCGGUAGAGGAAAAUCCGAAAACUAAAAAAUUAGUAACUUCCCAAAAAGGUUUUAAGAAUUUGACCACCUCUGAGGAGGAUUUUAGCAUCGAACAACCUCUAAAUAAGUCAAAUACAAUAGGUCAAAAGCUAAAGUCCUGGCGAAGACAACAAAUAGAUACCUUUGAGAAGGAACUGGCGCGCAAAGAGUUGGAAUUUAAGAGCCAGUUGGAGGAGAUGGAAAGUAAAGAGGCCCGCAGACAUGAAAUAAACAAAGAGGUGGCAAAUCUGGAUGAAACUUUUACCAACAAUAGAACUCAUUUUUCGGGCAUUGACUAUGAGGAAAAGUUUAAAGAACUAGAGGAACACAUUGCCCUAUUAAAAUCGGAGAUGGAGGAGCAGGUAAAACUCUUUGAGGAUCGAAGUAUGGAGCUGCGACAGGAGAAUCUUCAGCUGUAUACUGAGAAAACGGAACUGAAGGUCCGCAUUGCGGCCAUGGAGCAGCAGAUUUGUGAUCUUAAGGCCCAGGGAUCGGACGAGGGAGAUCUUAAGCAGGUACUCGGAGAACUAAGGUGCCAGCAUUAUCGGUAUAAUAGUCUCGCCCGUCAGAAGGACUUAUACAGAAAGCGGUGGCGAAGAUCUGCCAAACGAGUUCACGCCCUCAAGCAGGCCAUAUACGAACGAAGUAUAGAAAGGGUUCAGGAUAGCAUUAAAGUCGAGCCCAUUAACCUACGACAGAUCUUGACCAAGGAUGCCAUGGAAUUUGAGCGGGAGUACGGAAUGUUUCGUCAGAACGGCGAAUCACCGAGAUAUCCCUUCAGCGCGCAGUCUGGAUCCGGUGAUUUCUCACCUCCAACCAUGACGAUUUGAGCUGUCGAUCUUGACAAGAUAUAUUCCUAGAUUUUACCAAAUUAACUGUGCCAAUUUUCUAUUUAGUUUACUUUAUUGAGUUUUGAUCGUUUUUUAGAAUAAAAGAAUAUAUACUAG
This is a messenger RNA of Drosophila eugracilis, 4471 nucleotides long. RefSeq lists its product as uncharacterized. The record is from RefSeq and is a predicted model, not a curated record. Bases 113 to 4354 code for a protein of 1413 amino acids. The transcript has 6 exons. Lineage: Eukaryota; Metazoa; Arthropoda; Insecta; Diptera; Drosophilidae.